AUGGCUUGCCCAAAUGGUUCUGUACCAUUGCUCUUGCCCUGGGCAAACAACUCAGUCUCCGCAGCCGGCAGCAUCCUUUCCAGGGGCAUAUCAUUCGCUAUUGGCACUCCUCCACAGCCGUUUUCCUUGACACCAUCGACACUUUCCAACAACCUUUUCAUCAACAAUGCCGCAGAGUGCGGAGCAGCCACGAACACCAGCUGUAUCGGUCAGCUUGGUGGUGUCUACGCGAGUGCAACUUCGACUUCGUUUGCAGAGGUAAACUACGCAGUAUGGACCGGCAGCAGAGAGUCCGUGGAUCUAGCUUCAGCAAGCUCAUACAUCUUUUUCGAUGAUACUGCGGCUUUUGGUCUCAAGCCCGCCACCAACAAGUUCCCUAAAUUUCCCAUGUAUACCAAUGGGUCUACCGACAACGCUUUCAAGAAAGAUGAGCCAAGCUAUCGAGCGACUCUGCCCUUGGGAAUGGACUCCAGUUUUCUAAACUUCCUUGUCGACUCUGGACAGGCUUCAUCUCGGACAUAUGGAUUAUGGGCUGGAUCGGAAUCCGAAGAAACACCACAAGAUGGCCUACUCAUCGUCGGUGGCUACGACGAAAGCCGCCUCAAAAGUCCCGCGACCGCGUUCCCUAUGUUUUCAGACUGCCCAACAUGCGCCAUUCUCACUGCUAUCACUUACGAUGUUGGCGGCAAGAGUACGACCCUUUUCACAGCCGCAACAGACACGCUUGUCGUACACUUGGAUCCCUUUUCCUCGGACCUCAAGCUUCCUGCUGCCAUGCUGCAAAACCUUGCUGCUGCUGAGAAGACUGCCGUUUGGAACGAAACUUCACGCCAUUUUGAGCUCCCCACCACUCCCGCUCCGGCAGGCACCAUCACCAUCACGCUAUCCGACAUGGGCAAACCCGGCGGUGAUGCAUCAAAGCCUUCAGUCGCUUCGUACAAGUCCGUCAUUCCAGUGACUGAGCUGUACAGCCGACCCCGAGCAUACAACGCUGCAGGAGUAUUUGAAGUGGACAACGCAACAGUAUACAACAUGGCCGUGACAAACCAAACAGAAUCCCUCACCAUCGGAACCCUAGGCCUCCCCUUCUUCACCCAGAACUACCUCAUCGUCGACCCCGACGCAAAAACCUUCCAGCUCGCACCAGCCGUGGUUGCCAAAGCCGACCCCAAGGGCGCAGACGCAAAAGUAAAACAAGUGUGUCGCGUCCUACCUGGCGCAAAAGCAAAGUCCCCAGUCGCUGUUCUAGCUGGAGGCAUCGUCGGAGCCGUCAUCGGCACACUUCUACUCGUCGGCUUAGCCUUGUUCUUGCGCAGGCGUAAAAUGAAUGCGACAAGCUCACACCACUCCCGCGGCGAUAGCGACGCACCAACUGCGACAUCCCAGAAACCGAUAGUUGACCGCAUGGCUACCAACGAGUCAGGAGACAGCAAAUCUCUCGAGCUACCGCGCCAGGCUCCUCCACCUCCACCUCCCGCCAUGGUACUGAGUGAUGGUACUGCGUUCCCAUCUCCGGUCAGUGCUCGUAGGAAGAGUGCCAAGAUCGACAAGCACAAGGACCCUCGUAGGGGAUUGGUUCAAGAUGGGUUUCGCAAGGUUGACGAAGAAAAUGAUGGAAGGCUGUUGGAUGAGCGCCCGAUGGGACUUUCUGAAACGAUUCAUUCCCGUGGGACGUUGCCGCGGUUGGCGGCGGAACAUACUGUUGAAUGA
Messenger RNA from Pyrenophora tritici-repentis Pt-1C-BFP, 1710 nucleotides. Lineage: Eukaryota; Fungi; Ascomycota; Dothideomycetes; Pleosporales; Pleosporaceae. The record is from RefSeq and is a predicted model, not a curated record.